AUGACGGCAGCCUGGACGCCGGGCACUAAUGAGACAAAUGUCACACACAGUGCUAAACGCCUCAAGGUUGUCUUGCCCGUCAUCAUCGGAGUCAAGCUGGAGUACAGAGAUCUCUUCCCAUCAAGUUUCAACCAAUGUACAAUGUACAAGUGCAUCCUUAGUGGUGACCUUGGUGGUGACCUUGGUGGUGACCUUGGUGGUGACCUUAGUGAGGAUCUUGGUGGUGACCUUAGUGGUGACCUUAGUGGUGACCUUGGUGGUGACCUUGGUGGUGACCUUGGUGGUGACCUUAGUGAGGAUCUUGGUGGUGACCUUAGUGGUGACCUUAGUGGUGACCUUAGUGGUGACCUUGGUGGUGACCUUGGUGGUGACCUUAGUGGUGACCUUAGUGAGGAUCUUGGUGGUGACCUUAGUGGUGACCUUAGUGGUGACCUUGGUGGUGACCUUGGUGGUGACCUUAGUGGUGACCAUAGUGAGGAUCUUGGUGGUGACCUUAGUGAUGACCUUGGUGGUGACCUUAGUGGUGACCUUAGUGGUGACCUUAGUUGUGACCUUAGUGGUGACCUUCGUGGUGACCUUAGUGAGGAUCUUGGUGGUGACGUUAGUGGUGGCCUUCGUGGUGACCUUGGUGGUGGCCUUCGUGGUGACCUUGGUGGUGACCUUUGUGGUGACCUUAGUAAUGACCUUGGUGGUGACCUUCGUUGUGACCUUAGUGGUGACUUUCGUGGUGAGCUUAGUGGUGGCCUUAGUGGUGACCUUAGUGGUGACCUUAGUGGUGAGCUUAGUGGUGACCUUAGUGGUGAGCUUAGUGGUGAGCUUAGUGGUGACCUUAGUGGUGACCUUAGUGAUGACCUUAGUGGUGACCUUAGUGGUGACCUCAGUGGUGACCAUAGUGAGGACCUUAGUGGUGACCUUAGUGGUGACCUUAGUGGUGACCUUAGUGGUGACCUUAGUGGUGACCUCAGUGGUGACCAUAGUGAGGACCUUAGUGGUGACCUUCGUGGUGACCUUAGUUGUGACCUUAGUGGUGACCUCAGUGGUGACCAUAGUGGUGACCUUAGUGGUGACCUCAGUGGUGACCAUAGUGAGGACCUUAGUGGUGACCUCAGUGGUGACCAUAGUGAGGACCUUAGUGGUGACCUUUCUCGCCUCUCUGUCUAG
Molecule: messenger RNA, 1161 nt
Organism: Procambarus clarkii (red swamp crayfish)
Lineage: Eukaryota; Metazoa; Arthropoda; Malacostraca; Decapoda; Cambaridae
Source: RefSeq, a predicted model, not a curated record